UAUGCUCAAAAUUAAUGUCGGUCCUGAGACUGUUGGAGAGUACUUAUGUGUCCUCAAUGAUUUCCGCGCUAAAUUUAUAUUAGAUGCGCCAGGUGUUCACAUGGAAUUUAAACACUGUAAUCCAACGGUGACUGUGGACUAUCUAAAGACAUCUUAUUUGGCUUGUUUCGUCACAAAUGGCAGCAAAUAUACCACAAAAUGGAUUAAGGGUGGCCAACAUUUCGAAAAUGAGUCUUAUCACUCAAGAAUCGAAAAGACCAAAUGGGGUCUCCUCAUUCGUACUACAGAAGUCAGUGACCAAGGGAUUUACUAUUUUUUGGUAUUUUUGGGGAAUAUGCUGAUAAAAACAAAGCCCAUCAGGCUUAUAGUGAACUGUAUUCCACAAUUUCUAUCCACUAGUUGGACCAAUCAUCCACUUCGACUCGAGGAUCCUCAUGCUCGGACAACCUAA
Molecule: messenger RNA, 451 nt
Organism: Octopus sinensis (East Asian common octopus)
Lineage: Eukaryota; Metazoa; Mollusca; Cephalopoda; Octopoda; Octopodidae
Exons: 3
Coding region: 2-451 (149 amino acids)
Source: RefSeq, a predicted model, not a curated record